CUGUGUCUGAUUUCGAUGGAGAAGAUGACAACUUCAUGGACUGUGGAUCUUCCCUUCCAUCUCUGAUUGCAAUUUGCAGACAACCUACGGCCUUCAACUGAGAAUCUAAACUUCUCCGUCUUUCUCCGGUGCGGUGCCGGCUCAGCUGCGACCGAUUAGGGUUCCGAAUUAUGGAGUGAAUGUAAAGAGCUUUUGUUGCAGCACGGUGGUUGAAGAGUUGGAUUGCUGUAGACCGCGAUGAACGUGAGCCGGCCAUCGGUGCAUCCAGUGGAAGCGCCGCCGCUGACGGAUGGAGCGGCACACAAUGCGCCGAGAGUCAGGAUGAAGGAUGUGCACGGCAUGCCUGGUACACUAGGUGGACUUGCUCUCCGUCUCCUUCAGUUCAUUUUUGCUGCAGUUUCUCUCUGUGUUAUGGCCACCACCAGUGACUUCCCGUCCGUCACGGCGUUUAAAUAUCUUGUUGCUGCUGUAAGCUUGCAAUGCUUGUGGAGCUUUUUAUUGGCAGUAGUUGAUGCAUAUGCCUUAUUAGUUAGACGAAGCUUGCGGAACUGCACAAUAGUUGGUUUGUUCACUGUCGGUGAUGCGAUUACAUCCACCCUUACAUUUUCUUCUGCAUGUUCAUCAGCUGGGAUUACUGUCCUCAUUGGCAAUGAUCUUGAUAAGUGUGGUGUAAACCACUGCGUGCAGUUCGAGUCCGCCACUGCAAUGGCCUUCCUUAGCUGGUUUGCUGUUUCACCUUCAUUUCUCUUGAACUUCUGGUCACUGGCUUCUCGGUGAGAUUCCACUGCGAAAAAGUGUGCUUCUUUUAGUUUUCUUUUUGUGACAUCUCAUACUUUUUGCUUCUUAAUUAUAUAGCCCAAGUUUGGAAAUUUUGAUGUACAUAUGUAGAUUUUUGCUGGGUUUGAUUGAGAAAUGAGAUAAUAACCAACAGCGAAUAAAAUCACUUCAUUUCGAUGAGAAA
Molecule: messenger RNA, 961 nt
Organism: Momordica charantia (bitter melon)
Lineage: Eukaryota; Viridiplantae; Streptophyta; Magnoliopsida; Cucurbitales; Cucurbitaceae
Product: CASP-like protein 5A2
Cellular component (GO): membrane
Source: RefSeq, a predicted model, not a curated record